AGAGAAAUGCGAGCGGGGAGCAGUAACAAAAUGUCAACUCGGGCUGCUCUCCGUCACUCGCAGACAUGAGAGGAGUCCCGUCUGCCCUUUCCACCCUUUCCAACAAGUCGCUCUCGUCACCAUGCGGAUCCACUGCAAAGUAGUUGUGAUCGCCGUGUGUUUCGGAGUUUUCCUACUUUUGUACUUUUUGGGGGGCAACGCCGCGGACGAUCCGCUGUUGAAAGAAGUUGUACAGGAGGAGGAGGAGGAGGACAGCAACUCUUCCCCGUCGUCCUCUGAGCUCGGACGCAAUGUUGCAGCAAAGUUUGCGAGGAAACCACCAGCCGGAGUCGCCGUGCGUCCGGAGGAGCCUCCUCUCAAGGGACGGAAAGAGGGGAAACCGAUCAGUAGAGGGGCCAGCGUGAAUGCAAAGAGUAAAUCGCGGAGUAAUGUAGGCCGACCUGUGACCAAACGCAUAAGGGCGGAGGAAGUCAUGCACCUGGCCGUGGUGGCCUGUGGGAAUCGUCUGGACGAGACUCUCACCCUGGUCAAAUCGGCCCUCUUGUUCAGCCUCAAGAAGAUCAAGUUUCACAUUUUUGCAGAGGACCCUUUGGCCCCGCAGUUUAAAGAAAGGCUGAACAAGUGGCCCCGCUCCAUCUUAGCCAAGUUCAAGUACAGCCUCUACCCCAUCACCUUCUCCGUGGGGAACGCUGACGAGUGGAAGAAGCUCUUCAAACCCUGCGCUGCUCAGAGACUCUUCCUCCCGGUCAUCCUGAAGGAUGUGGACUCGCUGCUGUAUGUGGACACUGAUGUGCUGUUCCUGCGGCCCAUGGAUGACAUCUGGAGUCUCCUGAAGUCCUUCAACAGCACCCAGCUGGCAGCAAUGGCCCCAGAGCACGAGGUCCCCAAGAUUGGCUGGUACAGCCGCUUUGCACGGCACCCUUUCUACGGGGUCACUGGGGUCAACUCCGGUGUCAUGCUGAUGAAUCUCACGAGAAUCCGUCACACAAUGUUCAAAAACAGCAUGACCCCCGCCGGUCUGUCGUGGGAGGAUCUACUACAUCCACUCUACCAGAAGUACAAGAACCACAUCACCUGGGGGGACCAGGACCUCCUCAACAUCAUCUUCCACUACAACCCCGAGUGUCUCUUCAUCUUUCCCUGCCAGUGGAACUACAGGCCUGAUCACUGCAUGUAUGGGAGUAAUUGCAAAGGGGCCGAAGAGGAGGGUGUUUCCAUCCUGCAUGGCAAUCGUGGAGUGUAUCAUGAUGACAAGCAGCCGGCCUUCAAAGUAGUCUAUGAUGCAAUACGUGAUUUUCCAUUCGAGGACAACAUGUUUCAGUCCCUCUUCUAUCCGAUCCAGACCAAGUUCCUGGAUACGGUCAACACCCUGUGUGGUCGGAUCCCUCAAGUCUUCCUCAAGCAGAUAGAAAAGACCAUGAAGAAGGUGUUUGAGGAAAAAGUGGUCCGACACGCCAAACCGCAUAAAUAACAGACGGAGAAACAGACUCCAUGUUUUAUCUGAGAAUAACCGAGGACCAUCUCGCUGUGGAUUAUGUGUCAAACCAGCAUCUCCAAGAUCGAACUGCAGCGUAUUCAACACAUGACACCCACUUCCUAGAAUAUGAACAUUAUGAUGCUCUAUUGGUGGGUUAUGGUAAUAAUAAUUCUAUGUAUACAGAGAAGCAUACAGUGCUGGUCAGUGAUGCUGUAGAAUAGGUUUUGCCUUAAUGCCAUCUUACAUUGUGCACAGCCUUUUUAAUGUACGGUGAUAA
This is a messenger RNA of Scomber scombrus (Atlantic mackerel), 1754 nucleotides long. It is a transcript of the gene gxylt2, whose product is annotated as glucoside xylosyltransferase 2. The record is from RefSeq and is a predicted model, not a curated record. The transcript is spliced from 7 exons. Gene Ontology annotation, biological process: protein O-linked glycosylation via N-acetylgalactosamine. The coding region runs from base 122 to 1471 and encodes 449 amino acids. NCBI's taxonomy places the organism in Eukaryota, Metazoa, Chordata, Actinopteri, Scombriformes, Scombridae. Gene Ontology annotation, molecular function: UDP-xylosyltransferase activity.